AUGCCUCCUCUCUGCAACUUGCCUCUCAAAUCCCACGACGAAGCAGAAGAAGAAUCAUGGCUGGAUACGAUGACGAAGGUCAUGGAAGAACACAACGACGAAGGUGGUGGUGCGGCGGAACUAACUCUAUUGUUCUACUCUGAAUUAUUGGAUGCAGUGAUACUGCAGCAGUCUCUUAAGCUUGGUAAAGGCGGGUCAACUGCUGCAACGGUGAUACCAAUAGAUAGUCAAAAGCUAAUGGUUGCUAAAUUUGGAGACUCAAGGGCAGUGAUGUCUAGGAAUGGAGUUGCACAUCAGCUCUCAGUUGAUCAUGAACCAAGUAAUGAGAGGAAAUACAUAGAGAAAAUAGGUGGCUUUGUAUCCAAUAUUCCAGGGGAUGUUCUGCGAGUGGAUGGGCAGCUAGCUGUUGCUAGAGCGUUUGGAGAUAAAAGAUUAAAAAUACAUCUGUGUUCAGAACCAGACAUUACUCACCAGGCGGUUGGAGACCAGAAUGAGUUCGUUGUUUUUACUAGUGAUGGUAUUUAG
Molecule: messenger RNA, 525 nt
Organism: Brassica oleracea var. oleracea
Lineage: Eukaryota; Viridiplantae; Streptophyta; Magnoliopsida; Brassicales; Brassicaceae
Product: probable protein phosphatase 2C 58
Exons: 4
Coding region: 1-525 (174 amino acids)
Biological process (GO): protein dephosphorylation
Cellular component (GO): cytosol; nucleus
Molecular function (GO): protein serine/threonine phosphatase activity
Source: RefSeq, a predicted model, not a curated record